Onthophagus taurus is the source of this 2799-nucleotide messenger RNA. RefSeq names its product Strabismus domain-containing protein Vang (gene Vang). The record is from RefSeq and is a predicted model, not a curated record. Gene Ontology annotation, biological process: multicellular organism development. NCBI's taxonomy places the organism in Eukaryota, Metazoa, Arthropoda, Insecta, Coleoptera, Scarabaeidae. Gene Ontology annotation, cellular component: membrane.
AAUGAAAAUUGCAACGAUUUCACUAAAAUAACACUCAAAACCCCUCAAAAACUUAAUCUAAUAUAUACAAUAGUUUAAUUUCACCCGGUUUAAUUAAACCAUGUCAGAAAAAGCAGAAAAUAAUGUAGUAGCAGCCAUCUUCUUGUAAUAGAAGCAAUUAAAUCAAACCACAACCUUUUACAUAAAACCGUUCUGGACGUUUUUUAAAUAAAAGCAUUAAUAUUAAAUAAACGAGAAACAUAUUUGCGUUAAAACAACAACCAAAAUGAGUGAUAAAAGGUGAUUGAUUAAACUAAAAGUUAAAAAAAUCCGGGUAAAAAGAACCUAAAAUCCAUCAACAAUCCAGAACUAAAAAAGAACCCAAAAAGAAUUCUUAAACACAAUAAAAACUACUUUAGUAAAGUGUUUACAAUAUGUCAGAAAUAAGAAACAAGAAAUUUCAAUGUCAAUGAACUUGGACAGAUAGCAGGUGCAACAAAAAUUAUUAAGAUCCCUUUAAAUGCUGUUCUCUAAAAUCGAAGAAAAACGGACGUUUUUAUGGGUUACGAGACCGGAGGCCGUGACAUGGAGACGGAAUCAGUGAAAUCGGAGAAUAGUUCCAGGUCGAGAAGGUCUCGAGGACACCGAAACAACUACAGGCAGCACUCCCAUCGAAGUACCCGAAGCACAAAACGUACCAAAAACGAAUCUGAUAUGGCCCCAUUCCAAACGGCGGUUACUUUAACCCCCGAAAAUCGUGACGGGCAAGAAGUAAUUGAAGUCCAAAUCUUACCACAAGAUGAUAAUUGGGGUGAAAACACCACAGCGAUUACCGGAAAUACAUCCGAACAAUCAGAAUCAACUGAAGAUGUGAGUAAUUGGCCUGGAGAACCCGAUACAGGGUUAAGUUUUAUUUGUCAACGAUAUGUGGGAAGUUGUUUAACCUAUGUUUUAUCGAUAGCCGCGUUUUUAAGCCCUUUAGCGAUGGUUGUUUUACCUAAGAUUGGAUUUUUUCCAGCUUUAUCAACAAGUUUAGUGCAGAAUUCCGAAAAGUUAUUAGCAUGUACAGCGGAAUGUAAAGGACAAUUAAUCGCUUUAGCAUUUAAAUUGGUUAUUUUAGCAGUCGGCGCUUGGGCUGUUUUCUUAAGAAAACCAACUCAAACGUUACCGAGAAUUUAUUUAUUUCGCGCGGCUAUUUUAAGCUUCGUUUUAAUCUGCACCUUUUCCUAUUGGUUGUUUUAUAUCGUUCAAGUAACAGAAGCAGCUCGAGCAGCAAUAACCCUUGAAGAAUCGGUCGAUUAUAAAGCUUUAGUAUCAUACGCUUCAACAUUAACUGAUACUUUACUUUUUAUCCAUUAUUUAUCUGUAAUUUUAAUGGAAAUUCGCCAUUUAAAAUCGUCGUAUUAUAUUAAAAUCGUUCGAUCACCCGAUGGUGAAUCAAAAGCGUACGCAAUCGGUCAAUUUAGUAUUCAAAGAGCUGCAGUUUGGGUGUUGGAGAAGUAUUACACGGAAUUCCCGAUUUAUAAUCCAUAUCUUGAGCGAAUCCCCGUUUCAAAAUCAUCGCGUCAAAAAGCGUCAUCGAGUUUUAAAUUUUAUGAAGUCGAUGGAGUUAAUAACACAUCAAUGCAACAAUCGCAAUCUCGCGCUAUGUUAGCUGCUCACGCUCGAAGAAGAGAUUCAUCUCAUAACGAACGUUUUUACGAGGAACAUGAAUAUGAGAGGAGGGUUAAAAAACGGAAAGCUCGAUUAAUAACAGCCGCGGAAGAAGCUUUUACUCACAUAAAACGAUUACAUAACGAUCAAAUCCCCGCGAUUCCGAUGGAUCCGCACGAAGCGGCUCAAGCAAUUUUCCCAUCGAUGGCUCGCGCUUUACAAAAAUAUUUAAGGGUGACUCGCCAACAACCGAGACACUCGGUCGAAUCGAUUUUAAUACAUUUAGCGAAUUGUUUGAGUAACGAUUUGACCCCGCGAGCGUUUUUGGAACCCUAUUUAAUCACGGAACCCGUUCUUCAAAACGAUAAGGAACAAAAAGAAGUACAAACGUGGGCGUUGAUUUGCGAAGAAUUAUUAUCGCGACCUAUCGGAGAUAACGUAACGUUUCAUUUAAGACAAAACGAUGUUUCUUUGGUGUGUACAAUUAAAAAAUUACCGCAUUUUAACGUAACCGAAGAGGUUAUGGAUCCGAAAAGUAAUAAAUUCGUUUUGAGAUUGAAUUCAGAAACUUCCGUAUGACCUAUUGUGCAAUACGAUCGACUGAUUUGAUUGUUUAAUCGAUUUUAUUUAAAUCUAAAUAGAUGUAAGUUAAAUAAGAAGGAUUUUUUUGAGUAAUUUGAUUGAUCACAAAAAAUUUGUGCGUUAAAUUAAAAAUAAAUUGAGUAUUAAAGGAAAGUUGUAAUAAUAAUAAUAAUAGUAAUCGCACAUUCUCGAAUAAUAAUCGUAAUCUAUUAAUUAAUUCUAUAUUCUUUUCUAUUGUGAUAUUAUUUCGUUCGUACUAUAUCUGUAAGAUAAGAUCUGCUCAAAUUUCUAUUUUAUUUUCUUCGUUUUUUUUCUAUUUAUUCGGUUUAAGUAUAAUUUUACGACGAAACGAACCCACAACGAGUGAAAAAGUACACUAAUCUACAAAUAAAUUUUCAUGAUAAAAGGAAAAAUAUUUUUUACAAAAUAUAAUAAUAAUAAUCCAAUAUGUAACGUACUUUUUAUACUUGAAAUCGUAACAACAAUGUACUUAUUAUUAAGAUAAGCUAAAAAAAGAACAGUAUUUGUUUUAUUUUAACAAUAAAAUUGUAAAUGUAGCUUUUUAUACUGCGAUUUUUUUUUAUG